Diprion similis is the source of this 2130-nucleotide messenger RNA. RefSeq names its product tubulointerstitial nephritis antigen-like. The transcript has 8 exons. The record is from RefSeq and is a predicted model, not a curated record. Gene Ontology annotation, molecular function: cysteine-type peptidase activity. Gene Ontology annotation, biological process: proteolysis. Bases 329 to 1681 code for a protein of 450 amino acids. Lineage: Eukaryota; Metazoa; Arthropoda; Insecta; Hymenoptera; Diprionidae. Gene Ontology annotation, cellular component: lysosome.
AGGAUAGCAUAAGCCAAAGUCAAAUCGUAAUAGCGCGGCGAUACGGUGCGGACGCAGUGAGGCGCGCGCUUUCGAGCGGCCAGCAACGAUCCUUUCAAACGUCGAAACGUCCGGCUUUCAAGAGACAAUUGCCAAAGUCGAAUCCUCAGGUUUUGUGACAGCGAUUCGGACCGAAAGGAUACUCGUUUUAAUGCGUGAAAAUCACUCGAAUAGUACAUCGAUUUUCCAUUAAUGUGAAUUCAAUUUCACGAACAAUUUUUGCUUUCGUCGAUCGAACGAAUCAAAGUUUUUGCAUCGGUGAAGAAGACGUCCGUCACGACGAAUUGCAAUGACGCGAAGCAGGAACGACUUCCGGUUGACGAUGUUCAUCGGGGCCUUCGUCUUGACGCUUUUCUUCAGCUACGCACAAGGCAUUCCCGAUUUUUCCGGCCUUCCACCAGGGCCGUACUGUGGUGCACAAUAUCCAGCAUUGCGAUGCUGUGAUGGACGUAGAGAUGUCUGCAGUGCUCCGAUUGUCGGGACAUUGUGCUACUGCGACGAUUUUUGCGACCGAAACCAGACCGCAGAUUGCUGUCCCGAUUACUGGUCCCACUGCAAGGGAAAGCCUGUAGACGUUGGACCACCGCAAUUGAUCCAAGUAGGCUGUCUCUUCGAGGGGAAAUUUUACGCUCACGGACAGUCGAUCAAGCAGAAUUGCAACAAGUGCAAAUGUUCAACUUUGGAAAAGAAGGCGGAAAUGCUUUGCGAGACGAACCCUUGCUUGGUAGAACCCGAUAUCAUCGAUACUGUGAAUUUCGAAAAUGAUCGGUUAGGAUGGCGGGCUGAAAACCACUCCGAAUUCUGGGGAAGGACCCUUGCCGACGGUAUGCAGCUCAGACUGGGAACAAAGAACCCCUCGCAAUACGUGACCAAGAUGAUCCCGGUUCGCACCGUGUACGACCCCACCAAACUUCCAAAAUCGUUCGAUUCCGCAGAGGAAUGGAAGGGUAAGAUCGCCGGAGUCAGAGACCAAGGAUGGUGCGGGGCUUCGUGGGCCUUGUCCACCGUCGACGUCGCUUCCGAUCGUUACGGCAUCAUAAGCAAAGGACGAGAAGUCGUCGAGCUUUCAGCCCAGCAUCUCUUGUCCUGCAACGACAGAGGACAGCAGGGCUGCUCAGGUGGCUACCUCGACAAGGCGUGGUUGUUCGUUAGGAAAUUUGGUCUGGUAGACGAAGACUGUUACCCCUGGACUGGCGCAAAAGAACAAUGUAGAUUUCCAAAAAGAAUAACUUUUGACCAAACUCGGUGCCGAAGGCCGGCCGGCUCGACCAGAAAAGAAUUGUACAAAGUAACCCCAUCCUAUCGUUUGGGAAAUGAAACGGACAUCAUGCAUGAGAUCAGGAUGUCAGGGCCGGUACAAGCUACGAUCAAAGUCUAUCCGGAUCUAUUUGUCUAUAAAUCAGGUAUAUACAGGCAUUCCCCGAGGGUGGAAAGUUCUCGCACAGGCUACCAUUCCGUCAGAAUAGUCGGUUGGGGCGAAGAAAUCCUUUCGUAUGGACCACCGGUCAAAUACUGGGUCGUGGCCAAUUCUUGGGGUAAGGAUUGGGGUGAAAACGGAUUCUUCAGGAUCUUACGAGGAUCUAACGAAUGUGAGAUCGAGACCUUUGUCUUGGCUGUCUGGCCCAAGGCAAUAACGUAUUAAGGCAAUAAUACGAACACAUUUUCAGGUGUUAACAUUUUUCAAUUUAUACAUAAUGAAUGUAAGAAUCAUACAGACAAAGUUCACGAAUCACCGUUGUAUUUAUUAGCACACUAUGUAUACUAAUAACUCGACAGUUUCGAUUAUAAUAACAUAAUAUAAUACUAAACGUACUGUACGUAUACGUCUAUAAGAUAUUUUACGUGAAGAAAAAUAACUAGUAUUAAUAAUGAACUGUUUUUUAAUAUAUAUUCUACGUAUAAUAUAUAUACAUAAAAUUACAUGCAUAUGUAUAUUUUUAUAAACACAAUAUUUUAUCAAGAUAUUAUAAUGACAUACGUAUCACUUAUGUAAACUCUGCCAUAUUAUUCACUAAGAUGCAUAAAUUAUUUAAUAAAAUGUCAUAUACGUAGGUAUAUGUGUUAUAACAGCGAGUCUUCAAAACCUUACCA